CAACCACAGCAACAACAAUGCGAUAAUACAAAAUCUCUUGUGUUUUUUUAAGAUGCAACCUGUAUAUAUAUACAUAUAUAUAUAACUUUUAUCACAUAAACAAAGAUAAUUGAUACAGAAUAAACAUGUUUAUCCCAAUGCAAACCACUCUUGUUUUAUCUAGCUGAUCUAGAAUCACUAUUGCUCUUGGACUCUUUUUUUUUUUUUUUUUUUUAAUUUUAGUGGCCCUUGAACUCUUAAAAAAAAAACAAAAAAAAGGAUUUUUCUUCUCGAUUGUUUUGGAGAAAAAAGAAAAAAGAAAAAAGAGGGGGAAAAAACAAAAAGUUUGAACUAUAUGGUUGGUACUUGGUAGUUUGUGACAAUAACAGCCGCAAAACAUGUAAUUGAACAUUGGGCCGAAGCCGCCAAACCCAUUAGUCUUAUUUCAGGCCAAACGACGUCGGAUUGGCGCAAAAGUUAAAAGUUUCGUAAACCUCCUCAGAAUCCGUUGCGUUCUUCCCUCGCUCCCUUCUCUCUUGAUAACUUGCAGUGUCGACGCCUCUGUUUACUCUGUUGAAGACUGAAAAAGCAGUAUCCUAAGGAAGCUGUAACAUGGCCUUAGUCAAAUCCAAGCUACUUUUCUCUCGUUUUCUUUCUUCUCUCUCCCAAAGCAAGCUCAAACUUCACUAUUUCUCUUCAGCUUCACAAGUAGAUCUUCCAGAGGAGGACACAAACGAUAAUCCCAAAAAUGCCCCCAACACUAGCUUAUCCACAGAAGAAACCCUAAUAGCCGACAAACUUCAUGCUCUGAUCAAAGACCACCACCGCAAAAAUCCUCAGCCUAAUCCUAACCCUUGUCCCCCAAGCCCAACCUUCACAAUCCCCGCGCUUUCCCUCGACUUCUCCCAAAUAACAGCCGACCACUCCAUAUCCUCCGGCAUCGUGCGCCGUGUGAUCGAGAAAUGCCAUGGGGUCCGCCACGGCAUUCCCGUGCUCCAAGCACUGGCCUUCUUCAACUGGGCCACGGCCCGAGACGGCUUCGAUCACUCGCCGGAGCCCUACAACGAAAUGAUCGACCUUGCUGGGAAAAUAAGGCAAUUCGACCUGGCUUGGCACUUAAUAGAUUUGAUGAAAGCCCGGAAUGUUGAAAUUACAGUGGAGACCUUUUCGAUCCUUGUUCGCCGGUACGCUCGUGCCGGUUUGGCUGCAGAGGCAGUGCACGCAUUUAACCGAAUGGAGGAUUAUGAUUGCAAGCCUGACAAGAUUGCUUUCUCGAUCGUGAUCAGUGUUCUAUGUAAGAAGAGAAGGGCAAGUGAAGCUCAAUCAUUCUUCGAUAGCUUGAAGCACAAGUUCGAGCCCGAUGUGAUUCUGUACACAAGCCUAGUUCAUGGGUGGUGUCGUGCUGGUAACAUUUCGGAAGCCGAGAGAGUUUUCAGGGAAAUGAAGGCGGCCGGGAUUAAACCAAAUGUGUAUACCUACAGUAUCGUGAUCGACGCCUUGUGCCGUUGCGGCCAAAUUACCCGAGCCCAUGAUGUUUUCUCGGAGAUGAUCGACGCUGGCUGCAGUCCCAAUUCCAUUACUUUCAAUAAUCUAAUGCGGGUUCAUGUUAAGGCGGGUCGGACGACAAAGGUUUUGCAGGUUUAUAAUCAGAUGAAGCGGCUGAAAUGCCCUGCGGAUACCAUUACCUACAAUUUUCUAAUAGAAUGUCAUUGUAAGGAUGAGAAUCUUGACGAGGCUGUUAAGGUGCUUAAUACCAUGGCUGCCAAUGGUUGUAGCCCAAAUGCAGCUACUUUCAAUCCCAUAUUCAGAGGCAUUGCCAAGUUAAAGGAUGUCAAUGGUGCUCAUCGGAUGUAUGCUAAGAUGAAAGAUUUGAAAUGCAGGGCUAAUACGGUGACGUACAAUAUAUUGAUGCAAAUGUUUGCUGAGUCGAAGUCUACUGAUAUGGUUCUCAAGCUGAAGAAGGAAAUGGAUGAGAAUGAAAUCGAGCCUAACGUGAAUACCUACAGGGUUUUGAUCGUGAUGUAUUGCGGGAUGGGACAUUGGAAUAAUGCUUACAAGUUCUUCAGGGAUAUGAUUGAAGAAAAAUGCUUGAAACCAAGUCUGUCUGUUUAUGAGAUGGUUCUGAAGCAGCUGAGGGAGGCAGGACAGUUAAAGAAGCACGAGGAAUUGGUGGAAAAGAUGGUUGAUAGAGGAUUUGUAUCUCGACCAUUGUAGAAGAAGAAUAAAAUUAGUGUGCUUGUGAUGCUUGAGAUUUGAAUAUUG
This is a messenger RNA of Ziziphus jujuba (common jujube), 2241 nucleotides long. RefSeq names its product pentatricopeptide repeat-containing protein At1g20300, mitochondrial. The coding region runs from base 592 to 2193 and encodes 533 amino acids. Gene Ontology annotation, molecular function: protein binding. Lineage: Eukaryota; Viridiplantae; Streptophyta; Magnoliopsida; Rosales; Rhamnaceae. The record is from RefSeq and is a predicted model, not a curated record. The transcript has a single exon.